Fusarium pseudograminearum CS3096 is the source of this 1275-nucleotide messenger RNA. RefSeq lists its product as uncharacterized. Lineage: Eukaryota; Fungi; Ascomycota; Sordariomycetes; Hypocreales; Nectriaceae. Gene Ontology annotation, cellular component: cytoplasm; dynactin complex. Bases 1 to 1275 code for a protein of 424 amino acids. The record is from RefSeq and is a predicted model, not a curated record. Gene Ontology annotation, biological process: mitotic spindle organization. The transcript is spliced from 3 exons.
AUGGCUCUCAACCGAAAGUACGCUGCUUUGCCAGAUUUGGAUUCCGCUCCAGACAUCUACGAAACUCCCGAGCUCACAGACGACAACUCCACGGUUCCCACGACCGCUGCUCGAACGCACUCGGACGAUGAGUUCUACGAUGUGGAAGACGAGACACCUGGCAUCUCCAGAUCUCGUUUGCGAAUAGAUGAGGCUCGCUCUCGUUUUCUUCCUACGAACGUUGAUGCGAAUGGCGUGGACUUUUCAGACCGAGUUGAUGGGAAACGCAAAUCGUACAAAGCCUCUAGUCGUAGGCAGCGCAUACUGGAGGACGGAACCCAAGAGCUUGGUGAUCUCUCCGACGACGACGAUGACGAAAGCUUGGAACGACGGAUUGCUCGCUUGAAGCGUGAAGUAGAAGAAGCCAAGAAUGAAUAUGCGAAGCGAAAGGCCGAAUCUCAGGGGCAGGAUGACAGUGACGAGGCCACUGGUGACGAUAGGUUGGCUUCCCUCAGCCAAGUGCUGGACGAGAUCUCAAAGCCUGCAGGUCGCCCAACCGCAGCCAGGAUGCCACAACCGAUCACACCUUCAAGCCCGGAAGAGAAACCCGAAACAACAUCAGGAGAGGAUGCAACUUACACGGUGACAUACGCACCAACAUAUGAGCAAAGUCAUGCUUUGGCCAAAGCUGCUGACUUUGACCGCCGAUUGUUGAUGCUAGAGAAGGGCUUGGGAAUCAAUGCUUCAUUGAUGCCAGAGGCUGAUACCAAUGGCCUUCCUCGCGCAAUUCUACCGACUUUGGAUUCUAUGAACAAGCAGAUCUCAACCCUGUCAGAAGCUUCGACUGCAAACUUGGAUGCCAUCAGCCGACGGGUACGGACGCUAGCUCAAGAGCAGGACAAACUCAAUGACUCCAGGGAGAAAGCAAAGUCUUUGAGAGAAGAACUCGGCCGCAGCGGCUCGACGACUCAACCAGAAGAGUCUGAACAGGAAGCAAAGAUCAAUGCGCUCUACGGAAUUCUUCCUACCAUCGAGAACCUUACUCCCAUACUCCCACCUCUCUUGGACCGGUUGCGAUCACUCAGAGCUAUCCAUGCAGACGCUGCGACUGCAAGUGAUACAUUGACUCGCAUCGAGAAGCAGCAAGCAGAGAUGGCCGCAGAAUUGAAGCAGUGGAACGAGGGUCUUGUGAAGAUUGAGACUGCUAUAAAGGAAGGAAACGUUUCCAUCGAGAACAAUAAGCAGGUCAUGGAAGAAUGGGUCAAGGACCUUGAGGAGAGAAUGGAGGAUUUAUGA